Molecule: messenger RNA, 1527 nt
Organism: Toxoplasma gondii ME49
Lineage: Eukaryota; Apicomplexa; Conoidasida; Eucoccidiorida; Sarcocystidae
Exons: 3
Coding region: 1-714 (237 amino acids)
Source: RefSeq, a predicted model, not a curated record
AUGCGUAAACUCCACUUUGUUACAGGCUUGCUCUUCUUCCUGGAUCUGCUUCCCACCACGAAAGGGAGCACACGCGUUGGCGGCGGACUUAACGACUUGGCUUACUGGAAAAACUACAUCCCUCAUAUCCCACCUAAAAAUCCUCCUGGAUGGGUGCGGGAACAAAUUCAAAAAAAGCUUACUCUUCUCCAAAUAGCCUCCCAGGCACCUUCGUCAUCCAUUUCGCAGCACGACAGCGCUGCACAUUACGCUUCGCCCGCUUCAGUCUCUGCAGAUAUUGAGGUCCUGUAUCACCCCAAGGACAGAGCGUAUGAAUGGAUUGUGAACGAAAGCGAAGCGACACACCUGGGCAACGGAGGAGGAGACCAUGCUGCAGCUGAGGCAUGGACAGGCGAUUCACUGUCUCGUCCGUUGCCCGUCACGAAGCAUAUUCUUCUCUCCCAGCUUUUGAACGAUGAGUCAGUUGCUCCAGAUUUCGCACCAGAACUGGUUGGGGCAAGCGCAACCACAAAAAGACUGGAAACUAACCAGGGCUCUGUAGAUGAGGCCGAGCACGACACAAAAGGCAGCGCCAACAUCCCAUCGACUGCAUAUAGAGACGUCCACUACAUAGCUGGCGAGUCACGAGACGCUGAACCUCCUGUUGCUGCCAAACUCGCCGAUGCUCUGCUCCACAGCGUGGUCAUGCUGCCGAACGCGAGUGCCUCCGAUUGAUAAAACCGAGUGAAAACGGCGUAUCUGCGCAGCUGCACCACCGGGAAGUUCCGGCUGGGCGGGACGGGCGAGAGGAGGCAGACUAUCUAAUUCAGGUGUAACAAUGGAACCACCUGAAUAUCUCUGAAAUUAAAAUCUCAUGGUUCUCUUCGGUGCAGGGACGAACGCCAACAGUCCAUAAUGAAGCUGACAGUGUCCUGCAUUUGCGGAGGAGAGAUAAAUACCAAUUUAGUUUGGGCAUGUGCGGAGGGACGAACUUCACCUCCUUUCCUCGAAUGUUUUCCCACUACAGCGUGGGGAAAGGUGACCGUUUGCCACUUUUCCACAAUGCAGGGUGCCUUACGACAGACUCUUAAACGUGGAGGACCGCAUUCGUCGCUUUGGUCUUGCACUGAGGUCUGUCAACGUGUAUCUUGGGAGUUCGGAGGUCGUUAACUAAUGCGAUCCUUUAUUCCCGAGUGCCUGCCCACUGUUAUGGCGUUUUCCUCUGAGGCCCUCUCGGUGUUUUUUCCCGGGCUCCCAGGGAGUGUGAAACGAAAACACGACUUACUACCACACUUUUUAGCAAAGAAAAGUGGCUCACUGGGUAGAGAGGGGCUCUUGUAAAGAGCUGAAGACUGGAAAAGUGGAACAGAAUGUCGGCCCCGUCAUGAGCCAAAAGACAGCAUUGGAUCCUUUUUAACUUGUUUUACUAACGCCGUCACCCUUUCCAUGAACUGUUUGCCAUUGGUUUUAUGUGCUAUCCUCUUCCCCGACGAUUCUGACAACAGAAGCGCGUGCUUGGGAAAGACUUUUGCUUUCGUGUCUCUGGCA